Maylandia zebra (zebra mbuna) is the source of this 2032-nucleotide messenger RNA. It is a transcript of the gene fosl1a, whose product is annotated as FOS like 1, AP-1 transcription factor subunit a. The record is from RefSeq and is a predicted model, not a curated record. NCBI's taxonomy places the organism in Eukaryota, Metazoa, Chordata, Actinopteri, Cichliformes, Cichlidae. Gene Ontology annotation, cellular component: nucleus. Gene Ontology annotation, molecular function: DNA-binding transcription factor activity, RNA polymerase II-specific; RNA polymerase II cis-regulatory region sequence-specific DNA binding. Gene Ontology annotation, biological process: regulation of transcription by RNA polymerase II.
UUCCCAGACUUCCGAUCCUGGAUGUACGACUGAGGACUACCGUGAGCGCUGAAAGUUGUUUUCGAAGGUUUUUGGACGACUGGGGAAAAAACAAGGAGAUAUUUCUUUCCUCGCUCCCCCUUGAAGACUUCUUUGGACUCUACCGAAUACGCAAAUCGGUGGGCUUGCCCCCUAUUUGAAUUAAAACACAAGACUCAACCACUUAGUUUCGUGAGAACGGAAGACUAUAUAGCCACAGCUGGAUUCAGUUUUCUUUUCACUGAGAAAGAGAGGAUGUAUCGAAACUUUGGGAGUCAAGAAAGAGGCAACCCACCGUACACAGGCACCUCUGGGACAAACCCUGCUUCCCUUGGAAACACCAGCACUUCAGCCACACAUCAGGAGCAGAAGUUUACAAUGGCAGGGGCCAGUCAGUUUAUCCCCAGCCUCAAUGCCAUCACAAGCAACCAGGACCUCCAGUGGCUGGUCCAGCCCUCUCUCAUGCAUCCACCAGGCCCUUCGCGAUCACCAGUACCUCCUUACCCAGUCCACCCAGGGGCGAGGCCACUGGUUCCACCACCUUCCCAGUCUCACCUUCUCAGGACAGGGGUCAUAAGAACUUCUGCAAACAGCCCAUCUUCAACAAGGCGCAGGAAUGAUGAACAUUUAUCUCGGGAAGAAGUCGAAAGGCGCAGAGUAAGAAGGGAGAGGAAUAAACUGGCAGCAGCAAAGUGUCGCAAUCGGAGACGGGAGCUGACAGAUUCCCUGCAAACUGAGACAGACAUGCUGGAGGAUGAAAAGUCCCGCUUGCAGAAGGAAAUAGCUGAACUACAAAAGGAGAAAGAGAAGCUUGAACUGGUCUUGGAAGCUCACCGACCCAUUUGCAAAAUAGAGGACUCUGAUUCGGAUUCUGACUCAGGUCCAUCCAUUUCCUCUUUGGCAGCCAUCAAACUAGAGCCAGCGGACUCCUGCAGUCCUGGACCCUCAAUCAAACCACCCAUAAAGCUGGAGAAGCCCAGACCAAGGAUAACUAUCCCCACAAAGCCUGUAACAUCAACCGCCUCUGCUGUUGCUACUGAAUCAGAGUCACUCCACACCCCAGUUCUCUCCACGCCCUCUAUCAUGUCCUUCACAGCUGGCACAGUUUUCACCUACCCCUCUGCCUCUUUAGACACCAGUGCCUCCAGCACAUCCCACGUUACAUCACACCAGGGAAGUGUCCAGCAGUCUCAGGCCCCACAGCCCUGUGGGAUAGCUCAUCGCCGCAGCAGCAGCAGCGGUGACCAGUCGGAUCACUCCCUGCACUCACCAACCAUCCUCUCACUGUAAUCGACGGCCCUGCCUUCCUGGCAAUACACUAAGUUUGAUUUCAGCGCAGUCACAGUGCAGGAUGUCAAGGAAAUGUGAUGGAAGUGAAAAUGACGGCUCUUAUCAUUUCGAAACUAGCAACGUGCAGCUGCUCGAUUUCUUUAGAAAGUUGAUGCUUUUCUUAGAUAAUAUGCAAAUCUGUGGCAUUAUUAGAAGACGAAUGUUACACUUUUUUUAGUUUUUAUAAGAAUAUAAAGUCUUUAUAUUUCUAAUUUUCAGAGUUAUAAAAUAAGAAUGAGUGUGUUUGAGGUUUAUUGCGAAAGCACUGCAUGCAGACUAUAUUCUCUAAUUAUACAAACGUUGUACUGUGAUAACUCCAUUUAAUCAUAUAUUAUUAGAUAUAAUACAUUAUAAUGUUCCCUUUGAUGAGUUACUAUAUUGUUACAGUGUGUUGUGAAAGUCCUCAAAAAGGGAAACGGAGUGCUUAAACUAACAGGUCCAUAUUUAUGCGUGGACCCUUUCAGAACCCUAAUAUUAUCUUUAUACAAAUUACUGACCACUAAGGCUGGGCCAUAGGAGUUAUUAUAAAUGAUAUAAUCACAUAUUUAUUAUGGAGAAUAUAAUAUAUUUUUUGGUACUGUUUAUGUUUUCUGUUAAAAUGAACUGUUUGGAGGGCAGUGCCUUAAAUUUGUCUUUGUUUGAAAAAAACCAGAUAAUAAAGAACAAAGGUGUGUGCAAAGAGAAA